GAAGGCAAACUAGUUUUCUUUCUCGUACGAAAAUUACCUGCAGUAAAUUUAGCUCAGUAUUCGAGUUCAAAGAUCGUCACAAACAGAUCACCAUGAUGAUGAGCGCAAAGCAGAAGAUCAGCAACAUAGCCAGCGCCGCUAAGGAGCGCAUCACCAUUUGCACCGCUAAAGCUCAGGAACAAGCGGAGAAGGCGACGGCCGCGACAGCGGAGGAGAGGGAGAUAGCGAAAGAGCGGCGGAAGGCCAAGGAAGCAAGAGCCAAGAUGGAACUGCACGAGGCCAAAGCCAGGCACGCCGCCGAGAAAUUGGACGCUAGGAAGCACCGUUAUGGUACGGUUGCUGCCGCGACCGCCGCCACCCACCCGCCUGGGCACGAUACGUUUGGUCAUCAUCAAUAUCAAGACCCGGCGGCCGCAACAGCAGCUCCGGCGGUAGCUCGACCGGCCGCAGGAGCCCCGAUGGCGGCGCAGUAUCCGAGUACUGUACCUGCGGGGACGACACAGUACGCGACUGGUACUGGACAUCACUAUGUCUAAUUUUGUGUGGGAAAAAAAAAACAUGUGAGCUAUAAAGAACGUGUUACAUCAAAAGAGAGUACGUAAAGCUUGAUAUCAAAAGAGCCCUAUGUUUUGUGCAGUUAUAUUCAGUACAAUUUUCCAGGUGCAGUCAAAUGUUUCCAAAAUACACUCUUUUUACCAACCAACAGUAGCACAAAGCAACAAUCUAUGGGUAAGAACGAUCAAGGUGGAAGCUCCUGACGGGCAUCAUUACCAUACUCGGAUCUAUAUAAACAUCUAUUCUGAAACUUACCCCGACACUCUGCGUGUGCUUCUCACCACCAUGGUGUUCGUUCGCGUAAUCCGAAUCCGAAAAUCGCGUUCCUGAGGUGGUUAUACCAGUUGCAAUCUGCCUUGGUGUUCGAUGGAGUGCUGGAACUUCCCGUCAGGGGACAUUACCUGCCUCCUGACCUUGGCAUGGCGGACAUUGGAUUUUGCUUCGAACUUGGGGAAUGAGGAAGGUUCGUUGCCGAAACUGAAACUGGUGGUGGGUGGAAACUGCGAGGUGGUCUCGUCGAGGAAUUCGUCGGCGACAUCUCCGUCUUCAUCUAUCUUGAGGCGUUUUGCGUACCACCUCAGACCCUGUAAUAUGCAGACCAUCAGGAGUCAGAUCUCGAUGGCUAUCGCAGGCGCCAGUUAGAUUACUACGCAUAGGAUGUAAUCAAGCAAUGGAAUGGGGAUGAAAGCCAAAUGCUGCAGAAUAAUGCCUGCAUUCAGGAACAAAUUAGGACCACAAGAGCAUUCAGGAACAAAUUAGGAUGGCUAACUUUGCCGUUACAUGUCUGGUUGAUCAAAGUCCAGAAUCACAACAGAUGUACAUAAAGAAUCACAGCUUCUGUCCUGGCUCCUGAAGUAGGGGUUAGACACUAUUCCGAAAGGACAAAUGAAAAGGUCGUUCACAAGUGUUGCUGGUAUUUCCAAACAUAUUGGAUAUUCUGGAGGGAUUCGAGGUACAACGAAAAGGUGACAUUAUAGUAUGCCUACACAGAGGGACUAAGGUGACAAAAUGUCUUACUUUUACGAGGCGGAACAAAUAGUUAGAGCAUAGAAAGAUGUUUUCUAUAUACGAUUUCUCUUGUAGAGAAGUGAUUCAGUUCAUUUUUACAAAUGUGCUUCUGUACUCAAGGACUAAGUAGCUAAAAAGGCAUAUUGUGGCAUGUAAUGCUCUGAAAUUAACUUCAGAGCAAAGCUGUUGCAGCACAUUAAUCGAGCACAAAAUUAAAUUCUGAGCAGAGCUGAAACUUAGAUAAUUUGUUUUGUUUCUGAGCUGUUCGCUUCCAUAGGAUAACCAGUGAAAAAAAAAAAAACUAGCAAUAAGAGUACAAGAAAAGG
This is a messenger RNA of Linum trigynum, 1889 nucleotides long. NCBI's taxonomy places the organism in Eukaryota, Viridiplantae, Streptophyta, Magnoliopsida, Malpighiales, Linaceae. The record is from the annotation of a GenBank genome assembly.